CUGAAGCUGCUGGGGAUGACAGUUGCUUCAGGCAACCCUGGGGAGGACGGAGUAGGGGGUAAAAAUCCCAGCAAAGGCCUGAACUGAAUGGAGGGUUAUUCUGGCUCUGAGUGCGACAGAGUGUCAGAGAUUUCCUCCUCUAUAGAGGAUGAAGUCCCCGAAGGGUUGGUGGAGCCCCAAGAAGUGGCGGAGCUGACUAACAGUUUAAAGAAGAUUAUCCAGAAUGAAGAUGUGAAACCCAAGCUACAAUGCAUCAUGUCCGACCCUUCCUUUUCUGUGGUAACAGUUCAAAGUGAAGAUAGUGGAAUACCAUGGGAAACCAGCUCAAGUAGAUGUUCCACUCCUUGGGCCUCAGAAGCAAGUGCUACUUCUGAUCUUUGUAGUGUUGAAAGUUCAUCUAUAGAUUCUCCCCCAGUGAAAGUUAUCUUUCUCAUGGAUGAAGGUAAGACUGUCCGGAAAAGGAUGUGUAAAUCAUCAGAUAGGACAUCAGACUUGAAGGGAGGCCAGGGCAGCAAAAAGAGUGACUUGUCCAGAACGCAGAUGCAAGAAUUAAGAGAUGCUCCCACAAAAGUGCAGGAUGCUAAGUUAAAUGCUGCUCAACUGGAAACACAAGCUAUGGAUGCAGAAACUUCAAAAGAUGAAGAUUUGCUAGACAUUACAGGGGAACCAGUGUCACAUGCUUCAAUUGCCUCAAAGUCCAUGGGUAAAGAAAAUAAACUGAAAAAAGGAAGGCCAGCCCUUAAUGGAGCUGUAAGAGCUAAAAUCCAGAAGUUCAAUUCAAUUUCAGAAGAAGAAACGCCAAAAUUUUUCCAAAAGAAGGGUAGUAAAGAUCCAGCUGUGCCAUCAGAUAUAAAAAGGAAGCAGAAGCAACAGCACAAAGGAUUCUUAAAUCAAAGCCUUUCCUCACCUUCUUUGGCGCAUCUUGAAAAGAAUUGCAAUGAUAGGGAUGAUGGUUCACUUCAUAAUAUAAAACAUGUCAAAAUGAAUAUUGAAUCUAGCAGUUUUUCAAAUGCGGGUGUAACAGUUCCUCCUGAUAAAGAAGAGAGAAAAGAGACACAGUCUUCUCCAGCUGAGACUGUACAUGAGACAUCAGAGCAGUCACUGUCUUUUUCAUCAUACCUUACUGAGGAAGAAGGGAAGCAGGAAAUCCACACAAGUUCACCCAUGCCCGUAACAUCAAUAUCAGAAUGGCCAAUAUCUGAGCCAUCAGAUCUUAUGGAUAUAGCAGAGAGAGAAGAAAUACAGCCCUUUCCUUCUGAGACUACAAAUGUAAUCUCAGAACAGCCAUUGUCCAUUACACCAUCUCUUAUUGAUGAAGGAGAGAACCAGGAAAUUCAGCCUAAUUCAUUUUUGGCCACAAAGACCAUUUCAACAGAUUGUAUUAAUGAACCAGAGGGGCAAGCAACUCAGCCUUAUUUGCCUAUAUCUACAGAAUCUGUCUCUGAACGUUCUAGUUCAUCACAUACUGGUGAGGAAACAGAGAAGCAAGAAAUUCAGUUUUAUUCACCUGUGACUACACAGUUGGAGCCUGAACAUUCAGUUUUAUCUGAAAUAAAAAAGCGUGAUAUUAAACCUUAUCCACCUAUAACUGCACAAUCCAAAUGUGAACAUCCAGAUAUAUCAUAUUCCAUCGAGGAAGCGGAAAAGCAAGAAAUUCAUCCUUAUUCGCCUGUAAUUGCACAACUGGAAUCUGAACAACCAGAUAUAUCAUAUUCUACUUGUGAAACAGAGAAACAAGAAACAGAGCAAUUGGAGUCUGAACAUUCAGACCAGGAAGAUAUCCAGCCAAAUACUCCCAUAAUUGCUCAGUCAGAGUCUGAACAUUCAGAUCUAUUCUAUUCCAUUGAAGAAGCAGAAGAGCAAGAGUCUUAUUCACCUGCAGCUGAACAACUGGAGUUUGAAACUGUAGAUUUAUCAUAUCCUGUUGAUGAAACAGAAACACAAGAAAGUCAAUAUUAUUCACAAGUAACUGCAGAACCUGAGUCUGAGCUUUCAGAUUUGUCAUAUUCCAUUGAUGAAGCAGAGAAACAAGCUGCACAAUUGGAGUGUGAACAUCGAAUGUUAUCACAUUCCAUUGAAGAAGCAGAGAAUGAAGAAAUUCAGCCAUAUUUACUUGUACCUGCAGGUACAAUCCGAGAAAGUCAAUGUUAUUCACAUGUACCUACAGGACUGGAGCCUGAACGUUCACUUUUAUAUUAUUCAGUUGAUGAAGUAAUUCCCCAAGAAAUUCAAUCUUCUUCACCUGCAACUGCACAAUCUGUGCCUAAACACUUAGUUUUGUCACAGUCUAUUGAUGAUGAAGAAAAGCAAGACAUUCAGCCAUAUAGACCCAAGCCUGCAAAAUCAAAGUCUCACUCUUUAGUUUCAUCAUAUGACACUGAUGAAGCAGAGAUGCAAGAAAUUCAGCUACAUUCACCUAAAACAGAAAACAUGAUGUCUGAACAGUUAAUCACUAUGCCACUAAUGCAUACUGAUGACAGAGAUGGGCAAGAACUUCAGGCUUAUUCACUGGGCACAGAAUACUUGCUGUCAGCACAGUUAACAGCUCCUUCUCCCAUCUUUAUUGCUGAAAGUGAUAAGCAAGAAAUACAACCUGAUGCACAUGAAGUGCCAGACUUGGUUUCAGAAGUGUUGAACUUUUCAGCUGGUUCUAUUAAUGAGGAAGAGAAGCAUGAUAUUGAUUCUGCUUUGCCUGACACAGAAUAUAUGUCAUCUGAACAAUCAAUGGCUGUUUCAUCAGACUUUAUUGAUGAAACCAUGAUGCAAGAAAAUCAGUCUUAUUCAGCUGAAGUAGACAGUUUCCCAUCAGCACAGUUAAAAACCACCUUAGUUAGGCCUUUUAAUGAAACAGAGAAUCUAGAAAUUCAAGCCUAUGCUUUUGAGGAAACUGCUUUGUUGUCAGAAGAGUCAAAAACUGGCUCAGCUGUUCCUAUAAAUAAUAACGAAGCAGACAAGCAAGAAAUUCAGUCUUUUCCAAAUGAAGUUGAAUACUUUGAAUCAAAACAAUUUCCAGGUAGACUUCAGACAGCACGUACAGCCCAAAGUACUAAUGAGAAUAAAUCAGAUAUGACAAUGGUAUCUGAUUUUGUUUCAAAUGAAGCUUCCCAUAAUCUCCUAUCAGAGCCCAUUAAUGAAACCCACACACAAAGUUUAUACUCCUCACUACCAGGUAAUCCAGCCUCAGAUAAAAAUGUAAAUAAUGUAACACUAACUAGCAUUGGAGACCUUUCAACAGCAGAAGAAAUACAGCAUUUUUCAAAUGUAGAAGCAAAAGGGCGUGAACAUUAUCUACCGAGAGAAGAGAAAUUAACAGAACGUGUGAACUCUGCAGAAGAAUCCAAAUAUACUCCAGAACCUGAUGAACAAAAAGAUAUGUUUAAUAUCAUUUCAGAAGGCUAUGAGAUAUUGAACAUUCAUGCUGUCCCACUCAUUUCUUCAGUGGAUGAAGAAGAAAGCAAACACAUGCCAGAUAAACUAGAAUACUUAGAAACAAAUACCCUCUUUAAAACAAAACUGUUUGAUUAUGGUGACCAUGAAGCGUCAGCAUACGGAACAGCUACAGAAAUUUCAGAAAACUCAGUGACAGAUGACACCGAAGUUAAAGAUAUGGAACAAAAAGAACUUGUUGAAGUAGAUGCUCAGGAAAUUGUAGAAACAGAGGAGGAAAUUUCCACUCUGUCAGAAAAUAAAAGUGGUGAAGUUUUGAAUCCUAAUGAGAGUACCAUUGAGAUGGAUUAUUUUGAAAAGUAUACUUUGAUUGAUGACAAAUCCCCCACGGAACUAUCUGUUCAGGGGCUAUCUCCCUGUGAUGCUGUAAUGACAAACCCUAAGAAGCAUACAGAAGAAACCAUCUCUUCAACUGGAAAUUCUGAUGUUAAUACUUCAGAAGAUGAAUUUAUUUUACUAGAUAAUGACUUAGAUGAAACCUUUUAUGGAAUGAUAGAACAAGAAAGCAAGAUGCAGUCUCAUGCAGGUGCUCAGAAAUUUUUGACUAUGCAAAAAUCAAUUGACUGUAGUAAAAAAGUAAUAAAUACAGAAGAUGAACAGAAGUUACCAGGCACACCCUUAUUUGAUACAGAAGAAGGAGUGUUAGAACGGUCUAUGUUGUUUCCCACAUCAGUCAGCGCAAUUAACCCAGAACUUCUAGAGGAGCCACCUGCACUGGCAUUUUUAUACAAGGACCUCUAUGCAGAAGCAGUGGGAGAAAAUGCAAAAGGUGAAAAUGAGCCUCCUUCUGAUGAAGAGAGUGGGAAUUCUGAUGCAUCUUUUCCUAGAAAUUCUGACACAGACGAUGAAACUGGAAUAUAUUUUGAAAAAUACAUUCUUAAAGAUGAUAUUCCUUGCAACGCAGCUGGGUCUCAAAAAGAUCAAGUUUCAAAAGCUCAGUCUAUUAAUAAAGACCUGUCAGGCCAACUGAGGGUUUCAGGAGACAAACAUAAGGAUUUUUAUGAGGUAAUUGAAAAGGAGCAGCAAUCUGUUCAUACUUUAUCUGAAGAAUCCACCAAAACCCAGGUCUUGUCAGAAGGGGAAAUUGUGACGGGAGAGAGAAUCCCGUUUAUUACUUAUAUUAAAGUAACUAUUUGUCAGCCAACUCAGGCAGUUCCUUUUGGAAGCAAGCUUACUGUUUCAGAUGCAAGAAAUGAUCUCACUAGUCAACAAGAGGAAGAAAAUGCACCUGCAGCAACACACGAGGAAUUGUCAGAGCAAAUGAGUCAUGAAGAGUCCAGUCAAAUAUUAGAUUCUGAGGUAAUUGCUAAUCAAAAAGAAGCCUCUGUGCAAGAUAAAUCAAAGACAGUAACUCCUCGAACAGAUGAGCGGAAAGAAGAACAUGAAAUAGCAACAGUUAAUAAAAUGGAUAAUUACAUUCCUCAUGGAAGAACACCUGUUGAUGAAAGUGAAAGCAAUCAAUAUGUUUGUACUCAGAAACCAGAGCAAUUAAUUUCAUAUUUGAAUAAUCACCUUCAACCCAUGACAAAAGAGACAUAUGAUUUAGACCAUGAUCAUUUUGAAAGUGUGAACAAUGGGGAAAAAUAUCUAUUUGAUACAGAUGAGCAGACAAAUGAAAACAGAGUCAGAGAAAACACUGCCAAGAAUAUAGCAAAGCAUAACCUAGAAGUAAAGACUGGCCUUCCAGAACCUGGAGUAAAGUUUGAUAAGGCAUCAGGUGAUUUAAACAUACAGCCUUUUAGACGUGAUUUCGAUAACCUUCCAUCAGAUUCAACGAGAGAGGAGCAGUGCUUGGAGACUGAUGAACAUCUUGCUGAGUCAAUGGAUUAUGAAGUGAUUACCCAAGAAGAACUUUUGCAAGAUGAAAUAUCCUCUGAAUUGGCACAUGAACAUUUAUUGUUUGAAGACAGGGAAUCGUUUGAGCAGAUUAGCUAUAGUUAUGAAUCUGUAAAUGAGACAGAGCAAGAGACACCCAUUGAACAUGAGGAUUCAGACUUUGUGGUGAUGAAUUCUGAAAAAUCAUCACUCGACAUAUCUGAAAGUGAGAGUCAACAAAAAGAAAUUAAGAAGGUCCAUGUUGAUACUUAUUGCUGCCAGUGCAGGUGCCCAAUUUCUGCUAUUGACAAGCUUUUUGGGGAGCAUGAAGGCCAUGAUGUGACAACACUGGACACUGCUGUAAUGGAUAUGAAGGAUCAAUUAGAUGAAUUUCUAGGAGAGUUACAGCAAACGUCAGUGAAGUUUGAGGAGUUGGUUAGUGAAAUAGAAUCCCUGUUUAAAUCUGUUGAGGAAAACAGUAAAAAAAAUGAGCAGUUUUUAGAAGACCAAAAUGAAGAGAUGAUUAAGACAGUGAUAGCCCAGUAUGAUGAGAUGUCGCAGAACUUUGAGGAAGUGAAGAAGAUGAAAAUGGAAUACUUGUAUGACCAGAUGGUUAACUUUCAGCAAAGUAUUGUUGAGGUGAAGGAAACCUUAGAGACAACUGUAACGGAAACUGAAGAACUUGAUGAUGUUGUUUUCCUAAAUUUAUCUAAGGAAAUGAAUAAAAGGUUACUUUCUGCAAUGGAUAAAUCUCUCUCACUAGAAAAAAUGCCCAGUGCAUUUUCACUUUUUGACCAUUAUGCAGACGGUUCAGUGAGAAGUGACCAGAAUACCUUAAAAUGUGUCGCUGUUCCACAGACUCCAGAAUUGCUACCUCAGGAACCAAACUCUGCUACAAGCACAUCAAUUGCAAUCUAUUGGACUGUGAGUGAAGGAGACAUAGUUGAUUGCUUCCAGGUAUAUUGCAUGGAGGAGCCUCAACCGAACAAAGUUCAAAGUGCCUUGGUGGAAGAAUACAGAGUUACAGUGAAGGAGAGUUACUGCAUUCUGGAAGACCUGGAGCCAGAUCGCUGUUAUGGUGUGUGGGUCAUGGCUGUGAACUAUACAGGAUGUAGCUUACCGAGUCGCAAAUCCACUUUCAGAACUGCACCCUCUACCCCCUUACUAAAGGCAGAAGACUGUACUGUGUGUUGGGACACUGCCAUCAUCCGAUGGAGCACAGCCAACUCAGAAGCCACAAAGUCUUUCACGCUGGAGUACUGCAGACAGUUCUCUCCUGAAGGAGAGGGUCUCAGAUCUUUUGCUGGAAUAAAAAAGCCUGAACUGCAAGUUAAUUUGCAGCCCAAUGUGAAUUAUUUCUUCUAUGUGAGAGCUGCCAACUCAUCUGGGACAAGUGAACAGAGUGAAGCUGCCCUUAUCUCAACGAAAGGAACUAGAUUUCAUGUGAUGAGUGACACAGCUCAUCCUGCUUUGCAAGUGUCAUCUGAUGGAACUGUGAUAUGCCUUCCUGAGAGAACUAAAUUCACUGGAAUUCCAUCUGUCCUGGGUGAGCUGCUGCCAGCUCGUGGUCUUCAUUACUGGGAAACCACCGUCACUGGCUGCAAAGGCUACCGGAUUGGAAUCUGCUAUAACUCUACACCAGAAGGCAGCAACCUGGGGCAGGAUGAUACUUCUUGGUGCAUAUGUUAUUGUUCUACACAAACAAGUUUCAUUUAUAAAUUCUUCCACCAUGGUGUAAUGAAUGAUGUUUACAUGACGGAACAGCCAGCCAGGGUUGGCAUUUUGCUGGAUUAUAAUGCUGGGAGACUUUCAUUCUUCAAUGCAGAGAGAGGACUAGCUCUGUUCACCAUCAGGCACAGAUUUACUAAUGCUGCUCACCCUGCCUUUGCUCUGGAGAAAGCUGGUGUACUUAACCUGCACACAGGAAUGGAGCUGCCAGAGUUUGUAAAACACAGCUAAUCUCUUGCUUUCAAACUAUCUGGAAGACAAACCGUUAUAAUUUUUCGGGGGGUGGGGAGAAGGUAUCUAUUUUUCUCUUAGCAAAUGUUACCCACACCAUUCUCCCACACAUCAACACUAAUUGUAAUUAUACACAUAGCACUCUGUGCAUGGAGAGGAUAAUAGACUCUCUCCCACUUAGUAUGUAUCUUGUGGUAUAUAAUGAGUUAUUCUCUACAGGGAAAAAGUGUAUAUUAGAACCGAGCAUUGGGACGGGGAAAGAUAAAUUCAUGAACAGGAACUGCAGUCUUUACUACGAUAGAAAACAAUUACAAUAUUAGCUGAAUUUUUUUAUGUUUGAUGAUGAUCUUGUAUAUGAGAUAAGUGCUUCUCUCUUUGAGCUUUAGAAAUCUGCAUUUCUACAAAAAUAAAUGGGCAGAGAAAAUAAGAUCAAAGGGGCAACAUUUUCAAGCCAGCCUCAAACUAGCCUCCAACAUUGCUCACACACGUUUUGAAUCCAUAGACUCAACAUUUCCCAUCCGCAUUGUUCAGACAGUUGCAGUUAUUUGAUUUGUGUGCACAAAUGCCUCUUGUAAUAUGAAUAGAUGUUCAGCAAAAAUAUGCAUGUGCAAUUUUGGAGUCCAAAGUGUUGCUUGCAUUUCUGGUCCUAAAAUUACUGCCUGGAUGGCUUAAAGGACAGAUAGGGUCCUAUAGCCUGCGACUUUGGAGUAAAAUUGUCAUCAGCCUUCCUGUGAAUUGUCCCUUUUUCAUCUGUGACAUAAUUGCUGUUGCCUUUGAUCUUACCUUACCCAGUUUCACACUUAUAGAACUCCCUGUAGAUGAUCUCCUUGCCUCUGCUCUACUCUGUCUUUUUGUCCCAUUUGAGCUUUGUCUCCACUAGCAUUGGGCCCUAGUUAGCAAGCUGCAAUGCUUGGGGGCUAUUGUGAUGAGUUUGCUAGAAAUUGCUAGAUAAGAAGACAAAGAUGGCAUCGGAAUGUGAUUAAACAUUUGCCAGCAGAGCUAUAUUCUGGUGUGAACCCUGGCCAGUGUUAGUUAGAACUGUAUUUCAAAUCACUUUACAAAUCAGUGCUAUGGGCCCUUCCUCUCCUGGCCAGAUUCACUGGUGGUGGUGCCAAUGAAGCCCUGUGAACCCCUGGUGUGUAUUGACCUUAAGGGAUGGCAGGCAAUGUGAUGCAUGCUGCCCAUCCUUGUGGUUCCUCACUGGGCUCACUUCUCAUCUCAUUUAAUCCCCGGUACCCUCUGAAGUAAGUGGGGUUUCACAUGUCUGAGAGGAGUUGCUGUUGAAAAUAAUUUUUUAAUUAAUUACACUUUAGGUUUCUGCUUGUCAAGAUCACGGUUGGUGUCCAAUCUGCAGUCUAUUUUAUUUGUUUUAUUUUAGCAGCAUCUAAAAGUGUACUAAAGGCAUCACAAAGCAAUAGUAAGACAUGCUCCAUGUCCCAUAGGAUUUACGCUCUGAUUUUGGUGCAGUGACAGUUGUAACAAAUACCCAGGGAUAGACAAGGUGAGAAUGACAAGAUCACACAGUCAUUUAGUUUAAGCCUGUGCACAUCUUGAUGAGUCAAUUAAAAGUGCUUUUUUGCUUUUAAAUAUUAUUCCUGGCUCACUGGGAGCAUCCUGGAAGGAGUGCAUCCGAAGGAAUCUUUUGAAUCGACAGAAGGAUUCAGCUGGCUUGUUGGCUUGGGAGAGGGGAGAGUGUUCCAUGUGUGUGCAGGGGAUGGUGUGGAAAAGUAACAAAAAGGGGGCAUUGAAGGUGAUGAUAUUAUCAGAGCUGAAGGGGCCGAGGGAGGUGAAAAGCAGAAAAAUAGAAUAGAAGGAGAGAGGCUACGAGGCUAGGUCAGAGGUGUAGGCUGUGUGCAUUCCUAGAGUGCCCAGAAAACCAAUGAUUUCACUGGAGAUUUGAGUGCAGAAACAAUACAGGAUUGAGCUUUUAAUAGCUAAAUUCAGAAAAUAUUUAUGAAAAUGAAACUAAACCUGCAAAUCCCAGUUUUCCAGUUAUUGUAUCCGUAA
Molecule: messenger RNA, 9228 nt
Organism: Chelonoidis abingdonii (Abingdon island giant tortoise)
Lineage: Eukaryota; Metazoa; Chordata; Testudines; Testudinidae
Product: cardiomyopathy-associated protein 5
Cellular component (GO): cytoplasm
Molecular function (GO): protein binding
Source: RefSeq, a predicted model, not a curated record